AUGAAGAGCGAUAGUAUGACACCCUCUAGAGUUAGUGAUAUACUAACACCUUUGUUCCACGAACAAAGAACUAAGAUACGCGCACAAAUUGAAACAGAACAGCGAGAUCGUGAGAAGGAAGCACUUGGAGAACAUAGUGGCAUUAGUGCAUCCCUCUUCUUUAAGAAGUUAGAACUACCGGCCUUCUGUCAGAAAGUUACAGGCGAGCCUAAUUUGACAGUUUUGCGUAUGCUGUUUAAGUAUUUCAAUCACAAUGGUAGGUUGGUAGAACUUACGCUGUAUAAUAGUGAAGUUCGAAAACGUGUAGCAAAAGCGAUGGAGCUUACCGAGGAAGACCUUGAUCAAGAGGAGGAAGUGGAGACAUCACGCAAGGGUUCACAGAAACUUUCUGUGUGGGAACAAUUUGUAUUGUUUAUGGUGAUAUUUACGUAUUGUCGUGAUACUAUGACUGUCGCCAGUGCAUUGUUCGACGUGCACGAGUCUACCGCGCGUUGGUAUUAUAUCACUUACACCAUAGCUAUGUUUCCGACAGCACAGCAGGCAGCAAAAUGUACACCGGAGCGCACGAAAGUAGCACUUGACCUGCAUGAUAAUAUUGCACUAUACAUUGGGGAUUGUACCGGAGAAAAGAUUGAAUUAUCUGCUUGUGUCUCAAACGAUUUGUAUUCUGCAGCAUUUAGUGAGUACAAAAACUGUACAACAGUUAAGCACAAUGUUAUCUCCUGUGGGAAUACAUAUGUGCGUGAUAUCACUAAAGGAUAUUGUGGUGCAUCCACCGAUAACGGUAUACAUAACAACGAAUUGUAUGGGAGUAGAAUGAGAUGUCUCAGCAGUGUAGCUGAUGAGGUGGCAAAAACAAUACACAUUUGUUAUUUAUACGAUAAGGGACUGACUGACAGCAAAUCUCUGCUCAUCUCUGUGUAUCCUGCUAUCAAGUCUGUGAAUGGCUGGUUGGCGUUUACUUUUUUACCCUUUGAUCGUUUAAUCCAAGUCUUCACCCCAUCCGUGGAUCCAGUUGAUCCUAAUUCCACCAUGCGUUCUAAGACAGCUCUAACAUGUACACAAUCUGUAUGA
Messenger RNA from Sphaeroforma arctica JP610, 1074 nucleotides. RefSeq lists its product as hypothetical. The record is from RefSeq and is a predicted model, not a curated record. Bases 1 to 1074 code for a protein of 357 amino acids. Lineage: Eukaryota; Ichthyosporea; Ichthyophonida. The transcript has 2 exons.